CAUUCUUCAACUCUUUCGAAAUGUCUGUGUGACAAUAAAUAAACAUGUAUAUUAAGAACGAAUGUUAAUGUUCGAACGUUCGGAGAUCGAUAUUGAACGUAAUAAAUUUUAACAACGUUGUUUUACCAGUUUAUUCUAACUUCCUCUUUGAACCCAAAAAUCGAUUAAGAUAUAGUCGAAAUGUAUAUCAAAUUGCGUUGUAAAUUGAAUAAUAGCUUUGUAGAUUUUAAAUCACGAUAACGGUCUUAUAAUGUUUUGUGUAUUUUUUAAGUGUAAAAAGAACAAUUGGAUGUCAUUUUGAACAUAAAAAAAAAUAUUGUUGUGAAUUACUUAUUGUAAACAACGGUGAAAGAUUUUAUUUAUUAUUUUAACAUUUUUACUAUUGUUAAACGUAAACAAAAAUGGGGAACUCUGGUGGUAAAGAAGAGACUCACAAGAAGCAAAAGGAACGUCACGAGAAAAGUGAUUUAGUGAUUCUCCUUGAUGAUCUGAAAAAGCUGCAAACAAAACCAAAGAAUGUAUUGACCGUGGAGCGUUCAGACAUUAUAGGAUCUGCUCUGCCGUAUUUUAAAAUGCCAGGAUGUGAGUACAGUCCCCUCGAGAUAGUCAUAACAACUGAAGGUGUCAAGGAACAAUAUACAGAUUUAGGUGGACCCACACGAGAAUUUUUCACUCUUUUCUUCAAGGAAUUAUUAAGAAAAGAAGUAGACAUGUUUGAAGGUCAAGACCAAGGCAGGAAUUUAUUACCCGUCAAUAACGACAAGGCCGUGCAGGGGAACCUGUUUUUAAU
This is a messenger RNA of Ruditapes philippinarum (Manila clam), 790 nucleotides long. RefSeq lists its product as uncharacterized. Lineage: Eukaryota; Metazoa; Mollusca; Bivalvia; Venerida; Veneridae. Gene Ontology annotation, molecular function: ubiquitin-protein transferase activity. The record is from RefSeq and is a predicted model, not a curated record.